AAUUUGCAGGAUGCGCUAGGACGGUGAAUUUUCCGCUUGCUGACUAGAGCACUGGUGCUCCUCUCAUCCCCACCCCGAUUCGGCGUCGCGCACGCCACGCCGGAUCUAUAGCCAGUAGCCAGUGCGAUGAUAACCCAUCACCCAUCCCUGCUCCGCCUCCGCGCACCCCUCCCCGCCGGCCUCCGCCACGGGACUUCACACGCCUUGCUUUUCACCGCGGCCGCCUACUCUCCUCCUCCGCCGCCCCUCCGCCUGCUACCUCUGCGCGUCGCCGCUGGAGGAGCCUAACCGGUAGGUCCUGAUGGAGGCAAUCGCGCGACGCCUCCCCCGCUCGGAGCCGCGGCGCUCGACUUCGCGCGGAGCAACUUCCUCCCGCUAGUUGUGAAUUCUCACUGAGUCAAUUCAGGUGCAGUUCAUUUUCUAGGCCAGCUGUAUUUGAAAUGCAGCUCUAAUUGGUGGGAUGACUUUGGGACUCCUGGAUCCAACUCUUGGUUGCCUUGCUCACAAAUAUUCCCUGUCAAAAUACAGCACUUUUGGGAUAUUCAUUAUAUCAGGGCUGACUCUGCGCACUAAGGAGCUUGGCGCAGCGUUACAAGCUUGGCCUGCUGGACUCUUUGGACUAGGCUCAAUUCUGUUGUUCACACCUUUUCUUGCACAAUUUCUUGUGCAAAUUCAGUUCUUCCCUCGUGAAUUUAUUACUGGGUUGGCUAUGUUUUGUUGCAUGCCAACAACAUUAUCAAGUGGAGUCACACUAACACAGCUUGCUGGCGGCAACUCCGCACUUGCUCUUGCAAUGACAGUCAUAUCCAAUCUACUGGGCAUUAUGUUUGUACCUUUGUCUCUUGCAAAGUACAUUGGCACUGGAGCUGGAGUGUCUUUGCCUACUAAGGAAUUAUUCAGAAGCCUGGUCAACACUCUUUUAAUCCCCCUUAUUUUAGGCAAGGUUGCCCGAGAAACCUCAAAAGGUAUUGCUGAAUUUGUUGAUGGAAAUCGCCAGGGCUUUUCAGUUUUAAGUGCUGUUCUUCUCAGCCUAGUCCCAUGGAUACAAGUAAGUAGAUCAAGAUCGCUGCUAUUGUCCGUUAAACCAAAAGCUUUCGCUGUUAUUGUGACUAUUGGAGUGCUUCUACAUCUUGCUCUGCUGGCAUUCAAUGCUACAACACUGCAGGUCUUGUCAUGUCUUAAACAGAAGGAAGAGUCAGUCUUUGCGAGAAAAGAGUAUGCACGAGCUGUCAUUUUGGUGGCCAGUCAGAAAACAUUGCCAGUGCUGGUUGCUGUGGUUGAGCAGCUUGGAGGUGCUCUUGGGGAGUCUGGACUUCUGGUCAUCCCAUGUGUUGCUGCGCACAUUAAUCAGAUCAUUAUCGAUUCUAUCCUAGUAAAUUGGUGGCGCAAAAGAGAUCAACGAUCUAGGGAGCCUUGGCGCAGUGGUAAAGCUGCUGCCUUGUGACCAUGAGGUCACGGGUUCAAGUCCUGGAAACAGCCUCUUGCAGAAAUGUAGGGAAAGGCUGCGUACAAUAGACCCAAAGUGGUCGGACCCUUCCCCAGACCCUGCGCAAGCGGGAGCUACAUGCACUGGGGCUGCCCUUUUAAAAGAGAUCAACGAUCUACUAAUGCAAAAUAGCUUCAGAAUUUGAAUCUGAUCUAAGUGCAAAGAUCUACCCGAGUGAGGCUUGACAAAUCCAUGGUGAAAUAGGUUAAUUGGACUCGGUAGAUCGCUUGGUGCAUGACAAGGUCAGGAUUCUUAUGAUCCUAGAACUAUUUAGUUCGAAGUCUCCAUCAAUGUGGAGUAGGAUAACGCCAACUAUCCGAACCAUGAACAUCGUCGCGCCCCUUAUGUUAGCAAUUUCUAAACUCAAAACUCUUACUUGGAUUUUUUUCCUGCUACUGUAAUGUGUUGGCUUGUUUGUUUAGUUUUAAGAAUCCACGAGAUAGUUGCCUAAAAUUUCCAACUUA
This is a messenger RNA of Triticum dicoccoides, 1950 nucleotides long. Its product is annotated as probable sodium/metabolite cotransporter BASS4, chloroplastic. The transcript has 15 exons. The record is from RefSeq and is a predicted model, not a curated record. Gene Ontology annotation, cellular component: chloroplast envelope. NCBI's taxonomy places the organism in Eukaryota, Viridiplantae, Streptophyta, Magnoliopsida, Poales, Poaceae. Bases 461 to 1444 code for a protein of 327 amino acids.